Messenger RNA from Colletotrichum orchidophilum, 3699 nucleotides. Its product is annotated as UbiD family decarboxylase. Gene Ontology annotation, biological process: positive regulation of transcription by RNA polymerase II; DNA damage checkpoint signaling. Lineage: Eukaryota; Fungi; Ascomycota; Sordariomycetes; Glomerellales; Glomerellaceae. Gene Ontology annotation, cellular component: nucleus. The coding region runs from base 1 to 3699 and encodes 1232 amino acids. The transcript has 3 exons. Gene Ontology annotation, molecular function: histone binding. The record is from RefSeq and is a predicted model, not a curated record.
AUGCCGCGGUCCCAAAUCCUUCAAGCAGCAGACAAGAAGUCCAUUGAGGGCAGUAACGAAUCGCAAGACAGCCAAGCCAUUUUCGACCGCUAUGUGGCAGAAUAUGGGAUCGGCGUGACAAGCAGCUCACCCCCAAGAGCAUCGUCGACCGCGUCGCGACAUAUUUCAAAAGGCAGCAAAAGGCGUCGAGAUACCUCCCUUUCGCGUCAUUCUGACCCUCUAAGCCAUACCGAAACUCCGCCCAUUGCUCUUUCGAUCCCCAGCACUGCUCCGCCGGCAACGAGUACCGAAAACGCGCUACCCCAGCACGACCUCGAUCACGAAACUCCGUUACCCGCGUUGCCUGUUGCCGUUGCCGCUGCCGCAGCCGCAGAUCCAGAUUGCGACCCAGAUCCCAAUACAACUCCUGCCUGUCAGCCCUCGACUGAGCUCACCAAGGCGAAGAAUUCCGACUUUCUCGCACCGCCAAUAGUGUCUCAUGGCGACCAAGACUCGGUAAACUCAACGCCUGGCAAGGCCCCCGCACCAUGCACUGCCGACAAAACCGCGAAGAAAGUCAAUGCCCUCCUUCGAUCAUCGGGCCGCGCGCUCUCCACAAAAGUCAGGAUGGACGUCUCGCAGCAAUCUCCCACUCAAGAUAACGACGGUCGGGACUACGAGAACUACUAUGAAGGCCCUUCUUUCGUCGAGACGAGUCCAAUUUCGCAAGACCUUACCGCCGACCACCAAACGCUCCACGAGGAGGAUUCGGCCGUCGUUGACUUCGGCAACCUCGAUCGCCUGAUCCAGGGUGACACCCAAGGCGACGAAGAGCCUUCGUCCUUUCCCGACGAUGCCGCCCCUAUACACACCCGUGGAGCUUGGCGGAACCGCACCUCCAGUUCUCAGCAACAGUCCUCCGUCCAGCGCCCCGACGGUCAGUCCCCUUUGCUGCCGACAGCUCCUCCGCCACAUACUCCAGCGCAACGUCACAACCCCUUUGCCGGGAAGAAGCUUGGCGAUCCUGCUUUGGCUGGAUCUCAACUUUUCGGUCAGACCCAGUUCUCCUCCGCUGUCAAGCAUUUUAGCCCUACCUCUUCGAGACCAUCGCCGCACGUGUACGCCCAUAACUCCAUCUCACCCAACAUAGCCGAGACGUCACCUCUAAAAAACCGGUACAACAUCACAUCACCUCCUGAUUUGCUUUCUUCGAGCCCCCAAGCCCUUCGACUAGAUGGCCCAGCGCCUCAAGACCGCGAACGUAGCCCAAGCAACUCCGGGCCUCCAGAAAAUGGCACUGUGCCAGAAUCCCCGCAAAUGCCCACGGCCAACAUUCGGGGCCUGCCAGAACCGAUCGAGACUUAUGAGAACAUGGUGGAUUCACAAAAGAGAAAAUUGAAGAGUAUCGAGGUCGAAGACGAAAUGUCUGGAGAAGAAUCCGACAACAUAACAGCAAAACUCGAGCGGAGGAAACGGGCUGCACUCAAGAAGGCAGCAGCUGCAAAAGAUCUUACGACCAUACCGGUACAACGUGCAAUCUCCCGUGGAUCUAUCGAGGUGCCAUCAACAACCAAGAAACCCAGGAAACCCCCGUCAAGGAGGUCUCGAUACCGUGCCCGACGCAUAGAUGAUGACUCGACUGCAUCAGAGGAUGAUGCAGACGGGUUUACAGUAGCCGAUUCCCAAGGCCACGCAGCCAAUCAACAGACCCGCGACAGAACAUCACCCGAUGUUGCAGAUGCAGUCAAUAAUAUUAAACAUGUACUUGUUUCGAGCAAUGAUGCAGUGCCCGACAGUGCCGGAGCCACCCAGAAGUCUGCCUCGAAUGGUAUCGUACCCGGCACGGAAAGUUCAGGCAAUGGAUCUCGGCCUAAGGACCUCAUUCCGGAAACAAGCCCCAACAACACCCAAUCUCGACCCGAUGGAAGAAAUGAAAUGUCGCAAGACGAACCAGUGGAAAUCAAGAAGUCCCAACAGACUGAAGAACCAGACGCGCCGGCGACACAUCCCAUGGACGUCAAUCCCGAAGUCGAACUUCUACCCGAGACUCCUGAACCUCCCCUCCCUCAACCCUCUCGCCGAUCGAGUCGCAAAUCCAAGCCGACCCUCAAGGCACAAAUCCUCAAGGGUGCUAGUCUUGCCGGCGUGUCCUCGGAUGCCGCUGGAACUGACGAGGCGCUACUGACUUCCAAAGAUGAGCCAGAUGCAGGUCAAUCCCCACAAGUACAGGUCACUACUGCGGUCGAUAAGGCAACAGCUGCACCGAUCUAUGCGGCCAUUGAGGUGGCAAAUUCGGCUAUGGACGAAGAACCGCCUAUGCCAUCUUCACCGCCACUGCCAAAGGGUUGUGCUAAGAGCGCCGGAUCUGUAGACGCGGUCCUCGUGGAGAGUGUUGCCGAGCAAGGCCCGUCGACACCCGGCAUUCGUGCCCAUCCCGCCGCCCCAAAUGCUCCUGGCUCAACAACGUCGACGCUCAGCGUUCUUACAAACACGCCGGUUCCGUCUUCCAAGACUCCACCGGCCUCACAAGAAUCCGUGGAACUUCCACCUCUCUCGCCAGACAAGUCCAAAUGUGGACGCCAGCCACCCAAGGCCUUGUCGAAACUUGCUACCGGAUCGAGGGUCACCAAGCAAGGUACACGGAAACAGGUUCGGAGGGCAGCCCGCCUUGACUCUGCAUCGACAGAUGAGCUACAUCGAUCACCUUCCAUCAAUGGAUUCGAGAACAGCAUUAUUCAACCCCCAAAGACCACAGCCCGCGGCAGCCGCCUAUCCAUGCUCUCUCACACUUCGAAGGACAACAUCAGCAGGCCUACCAUCUUUGCUGGCAUGGCCUUUGCGAUAUCUUUCCAAUCAAAAAGGGACGGCGAAAAAGCGGACCACUACGAACAACGACUUAGCCAAAGCCGCGAAAUCGAGAAGAUGAUUUCACAGUGUGGUGGCUUGCUGCUGAGUAACGGAUUUGACGAGCUCUUCGAGCCCAAUGCUCUCGGAAGCACGGCAACCAGCCCAGCCUCAGAAACGAGGGACGAUAACCCGCUGAUGCUGACCCCAUUCGCGCAGACCAUUGGGUUUACUGCCUUGAUCGCUGACGGGCAUUCUCGCAAAGUCAAGUACAUGCAAGCGCUCGCACUUGGGCUGCCGUGCAUAUCAGACCGUUGGAUUAUGACUUGCAUAUCGAAAGGAGCUGUGGUUGAUUGGCUUCCAUAUUUGCUUUGCGCUGGUCAAUCCACCUUCCUCCGCGAUGCUCUUCGAUCACGAUACCUUGCGCCCUACUCGGCCACCGAGGCCCGGCUUGUUGACGUUGUUGAGCGUAGACCUAAGAUGUUGGAAGGAAGUCAGAUCCUUCUUGUGAUGAAGAAGUCUAGGGCUGAAGAAAAGAAAAUGCCCUACGUGUUCCUAGCACACGUUCUCGGCGCCACACUUUCACGGGCGUACAGUGUCGACGAAGCAAAAGAGACUCUUAGGCAGCGAGAGGCACUCGGAGAGCCCUACGACUGGGUCUAUGUUGACGAACAUACCGGAUCGGAGGAGGAACUGUUCGGCACUAAUCCUCCUGCGUCGAAGCCUUCAAAGGCGUCAAGGAAGCGGAAGAGUGCUGUGCCAGCGACUGAAGAUGCUCCUCGGCCGCCGAAAAAGAUCAGAACUUUGAGCAAUGAAUUGGUAAUUCAAAGCCUGAUUCUGGGGCGGAUGAUUGAAGAGGGUGAGUUAGAGGCCUAA